Ascoidea rubescens DSM 1968 is the source of this 990-nucleotide messenger RNA. RefSeq names its product proteasome core particle subunit beta 4 (gene PRE1). Gene Ontology annotation, cellular component: proteasome core complex. The record is from RefSeq and is a predicted model, not a curated record. The coding region runs from base 46 to 630 and encodes 194 amino acids. The transcript has a single exon. Lineage: Eukaryota; Fungi; Ascomycota; Saccharomycetes; Ascoideales; Ascoideaceae. Gene Ontology annotation, biological process: proteasomal protein catabolic process.
UUGAAGCAACACUUCAAUUAAACAUACUACAACAAAUCAUUGGACAUGGAUAUAAUCUUGGGUAUCAAGACAGCUGAUUCUGUUAUAAUUGCAACCUCAAAGGCUGCUACAAGGGGUAUUUCUGUUCUUAAGGCAAAUGAUGAUAAGACAAGACAAUUAACGGAGAAAUCAUUGAUGGCCUUCACUGGUGAAUCUGGCGAUACUGUUCAAUUUGCUGAAUUUAUCCAAGCAAAUGUUCAAUUAUAUUCAAUGAGAGAGAAUGUAGAAUUGUCAUCAAAGGCUAUAUCCAGCUUUGUUAGAAACCAAUUAGCUCAGUCUUUAAGAUCCAGAAAACCAUAUCAAGUAAAUGUCUUGAUUGGUGGUUAUGACGAAAAUAAAGAAAUACCAACAUUGAAUUGGAUAGAUUAUCUUGGGACAAAUAUCGAAUUACCAUAUGCUGCUCAUGGUUAUGCUGCUUUUUACACAUUUUCCUUACUAGAUCGUCACUAUAAGCCAACGAUGUCCACCGACGAAGGUCUAGAGUUGUUAAAACAAUGUAUUAAAGAACUAACAACUAGAAUGCCAAUUGAUUUCAAGGGUGUAUAUGUCAAGGUAGUUGAUAAAGAUGGAGUCAAAGAAAUUGAUUUUUAGAUAUUUAAUAGUAUACUUGAUCAUUUAAACUCCGAUAUUCUCUGGCCAAUUGUAUUCUUUUACAUUUUUAUAAGAUUCAGUGCAAGAUAUAUUUUUAUUGAUUGUAUGAUAUAUAAAGAAACAAAAAAAUAACCUAAAAAAAGUAAACAAAUCUACCGAAUCUGUACUGGUAUCCAUAAAAAUAAAACCAAGAUGACACUAAACAAAAAAACCAAUAGAAAACCUAAAGUAGAAUAUAAAGAGUAAAAGUGUGAUAAAAGAAAGAAAAAAAGUACUAUUUGAAUUGAAAUAAAAUUCAAAAACUAUCAAGUAAUACGACAGUAUUCGGGAACAUUACAAGAAUAAUUGAAAACUGAACUU